UCCAGCGGAAGUAUCCACUAAAGCCGAGGCCUCAUCACUUCAAUGGCGACCGAAAAGGGGCUGAAUAAAGAGCUGGAGCUGCAGCGGAGGGGGGUCGGAGGAGUGUAACAGCAAAUAAAUAAAUAAAUGGUAGUCGAAAUUUCAUAAUUUACUAUACAAUAUAUAUACAUACACACAAAGCUAAUGGCCGACAUUAAGGCCAAAAAGCAGAAUGUAACGCGCCUUGAAUCGGAGUUAUACUAUUUAGUAGCGCGCUUUUUAUCGACUGGCCCAUGUCGGAAAGCGUACGAGGUCCUGGUGGGGGAGCUGGAGGAGUAUCAGAUUCUACCUAAACGUUUGGACUGGGAAGGCAAUGAACAUCACCGCACAUAUCAAGAAUUGGUUUGUGCUAGCAAGCAUGUGGCCGCUGAUCAUCUAUUACAAAUUUGUAAACAAAUUGGACCACUUCUGGAGAAGAAUCACACGGGUAUAUCUGGAGUCCAGUCUUUGCUUGGAACCGGGUGGCAAUGCUUACUGGAUAAACCUAAAGAUUGUAAGAAUGGUCUACGGAAGGGUUCAGAAUUUGCAGUGCUCUGUAAUGGGAGACCUGUGGUGAUGCAGCACUUCAAGAACUCACCUAAUAUUGUUGAAGUGUAUCAUGCAAGACAGCUGACAGGCAUACAGUGUUUUAGUUUCAUUUAUCCUGUGAGUAACUACCAGCACAUAAAAAUGCACAAACGAAUUCUGGGACAUCUUUCAGCUGUAUACUGCAUUGCUUUUGAUCGAACAGGACAAAGAAUAUUUACUGGUGCAGAUGAUUGCUUGGUAAAGAUUUGGUCCUCAUUUGAUGGACGAUUGCUCUCAACUCUACGUGGACAUUCAGCUGAAAUUUCGGACCUUGCAGUGAACUUCGAGAACACAUUAAUUGCAGCAGGCAGUUGUGACAAAGUGAUUAGAGUCUGGUGUUUGCGUACCUGUGCUCCUGUCGCAGUUUUACAAGGACAUACAGGUUCUAUUACUUCUCUGCAGUUUUGUCCAAUGGUCAGAAGCUCUAUGAGGUACAUAGUUUCUACUGGGGCUGAUGGAACUGUCUGCUUUUGGCAAUGGGAUGUUAACAAUGUCAGUUUCAACAGUCGCCCUCAGAAGUUUACAGAAAGGACCAGGCCUGGUGUUCAGAUGGUUUGUUCUUCUUUCAGCAGUGGUGGAAUGUUCUUGGCUACAGGAAGUACAGAUCAUGUGAUAAGAAUAUACUAUCUGGGAUCUGGAAGUCCUGAGAAAAUUGCAGAACUGGAAUCUCACACAGACAAAGUUGACAGCAUUCAGUAUUGUAAUAAUGGUGACAGAUUUGUGAGUGGAAGCCGAGAUGGAACUGCACGUAUCUGGAGAUAUCAAUAUGGUUGGGCAAACUUUUUGCUAAAUAUGUCUUCUACAUUAUCAAGUGAGACCUGCUCAGAGGAAGAUAGAUUUUUCAAGCCAAAAGUGACCAUGAUUGCUUGGGAUCGAUUUGAUGAUAAUGUGAUCACAGCUGUCAAUAAUCACCUGCUAAAAGUGUGGAACUCCUACACUGGUGAACUUCUGCACAUACUAAGGGGACACGAAGAUGAAGUGUUUGUGUUGGAGCCACAUCCCUUAGACCCCAGAAUUUUACUUUCGGCAGGACAUGAUGGGAAUCUCUUCAUAUGGGACAUAACCAAAGGAAUCAAAACACAGCAUUAUUUUAACAUGAUUGAAGGCCAAGGGCAUGGUGCAUUGUUUGACUGUAAGUUUUCACCAGAUGGACAACAUUUUGCAUGCACAGACUCACAUGGACAUCUGCUUAUAUUAGGAUUUGGAAGCAGCAAACCUUUUGAGAAGUUACCUGACCAGGUGUUCUUCCAUACUGAUUACCGACCUUUAAUAAGAGAUUCAAACAAUUAUGUUCUUGAUGAACAAACACAGCAAGCUCCACACCUUAUGCCUCCACCUUUUUUAGUGGAUGUUGAUGGCAACCCACAUCCCCCUAAAUACCAGAGGCUUGUUCCAGGAAGGGAGAAUUGUGCAGAUGAACAUUUAAUCCCUCAGUUGGGAUAUGUUGCUACAAGUGAUGGCGAGGUUGUGGAACAGGUGAUCAGCCUGCCAGCGAAUGAUGUUGGGGAGCAUGGCCAGGAGCCGAGUGUACUUGACAAUAUGAUAAGACAAUUACAGGAACAGCAGGACCAAAGAAAUUCAGCAGAACUGAGAGUUCCUGCAAAUGAACUACAAAGUAGAGAUGAUGCAGCUUUGAGAACCUUCCACAACCCAAACACAGAGUAUUUGUCUUCCCCCAAUGUUGGCUUACGUCGCAGUGGACAGGUGGAAGGUGUGCGGCUGCUGCAUCAAAAUGCUCCUCGAAGUCAAAUGGCCACAAAGCGUGAUCUACAAGCUUGGAAACGCAGAAUUGUAGUUCCUGAAUUACCGCUUAGUGUACUCAAGAAACAGGAAGAAUACAGGAAAGUGAAGGGAGAUGAAGAGAGAGCCUUAUAUAUGGCUGAGAAGAAACUAAUGUCUUUGCAAGGAAAUGGAAUGAUUGAUGGUGUAAGCAAAGGAAAAAGGACACAACCACUACGCUCUAAGAAGAUAAACAGACGAACAUCUAAAAUGGCCAUGGAUUUCAUUGACCUAUCUUGUGAGGAAGGGGAGGAAACUGAGUGCUCUGAAGAAGAGGAGGAAAAUGACCUUGACGUAAAUGGUAAUAUGGAGUCCUCUGAAGAUGAUAAAGAAUGGAAAAGUGAUAUCAACAGUUCUAGUAAAUCCUCUAGUGACUGCUCUGACUGGAAUGCUGAUGGAAAGAAUAUUCACAAGCGUCCAGUUCGUAAAUCUUCUAGGAAAAAAGCAAUACGUGAGUUGAGCAGCUCUGAUGAAGACUUUUCAACUGACGAAGAAGCAAGCACUCCAGUACAAAAGUCAAAGAGUCCAAAACUAAGGAAGUGCAAGCAACGUGCUCUUAGAUCAGAAGUGAUUCCCAUUCCUUCUACAGAAUUCUGUCCUCCUCCAUCUUGGAUUAUUGAUGUUAUUCCCCGAAAGUCCCCUUUUGUUCCACAGAUUGGUGAUGAGGUGAUAUACUUCCGUCAGGGCCAUGAAGCUUAUGUUGAAGCAGUAAACAGAAACAACAUUUACAAUAUUAACCUUGAAAAGCAACCUUGGAGAAAAAUGGAACUCAGAGAUCAAGAGUUUGUUAAAAUUGUUGGAAUUAAAUAUGAAGUAUGUCCUCCAACCCUGUGUUGUUUGAAGCUUUCCAUUAUAGAUCAUGGAACUGGAAAGGACUCUGACAGAUUCUUCUAUGUUACGUACCAUGACAUGCCUGAUGUAAUUGAUUUUAUUGUGCUACGACAAUGCUAUGAAGAAGCAAGACAUAGAAACUGGCAGCCAAAUAACCGAUUCAGAUCAGUUAUUGAUGAUGCUUGGUGGUUUGGAACACUACUAUGUCAAGAGCCCUAUCAAGCAGACUAUCCUGAUAGCCACUUUCAGUGCUACAAAGUUCGGUGGGAUAAUGGCGAGAUUGAGAAGUUAAGUCCUUGGGAUGUGGAGCCCAUUCCUGACAAUGCGCAACUGCCAGAUCAAAUUGGAAAUAGUGUCCCAGUGUCCAGCAGUGAACAGAGUGAAUUAAUGUAUAAACCACAGGAAGGAGAAUGGGGAAACAAGUCCCGUGAUGAAGAAUGUGAACGUAUUAUUAAUGGCAUAAACCAGCUUUUGACUUUUCAAUUUGCACUUCCUUUUGCUGCUCCAGUUGACUUCUCUACAUAUCCUGACUACUUUUUGGUGGUGGCAUAUCCAACUGAUGUUACUACUAUAAGGACACGUCUUGUGCACAGAUUUUACAGGAGAACAUCUGCACUGAUAUGGGAAGUGAAACAAUUUGAGCAUAAUGCUACAGAAUAUCAUGGAGGGAAUAGUGAAAUUACAAAAACUGUAAAGAAGAUCGCUACCAUUCUUGUUCACUUUAUUAACAAACAAGAUUGUGUAAAUAUUAACGAUGUUUUAGAUGAAGAAAAUAGGAGAGUAGAGCAGGAGGAUGGCCCUGGAACUUCAACAAGAAGACAACAACAUCAGCGCCAAGAUGAUAAAAUUCAAGCAGGAAAUAGUAUUGAAGACUGGAAAAUACAGUGUAAAGCCCUGUUAGAAUAUAUUUUUCUUUGUGAGGACUCCGAACCUUUCCGUCAACCUGUUGAUCCCAAUGACUAUCCAGAUUAUACAGAUAUAAUCAACACCCCAAUGGAUUUUGGAACUGUUAGGACUUCAUUGGAAGAAAACCAGUAUGGAAAUCCAAUGGACCUUUGUAAGGAUGUCCACUUGAUAUUUAAAAAUGCAAAAGCCUAUACUCCAAACAAACGAUCUAAGAUAUACAGUAUGACUUUGCGGCUGUCUGCUCUUUUUGAAGAUCGUAUUAGAACAAUUAUUUCGAAGUACAAUACAGCUGUUCAGCAUUGUGAAAAAAUUGGUCGUAGCCAGCGGUUGAAGAGAAAAGUGCAAAAACAGAAGAUUUCAGUCUCCAUUUCUAGCCCUGAGGAAAAUAUUGAUAAUGUUAUCUCCAGAAAUUCUACCAAGUCUACCUCAAAUGAAGUUUUGUGCACUUUAAGAAGCAGGCAGAUAAUCAUUCAUAGGAGCUCUUCAGGCUCCUCCAAUGAAACCUCUAUGUCUCCUUCAUCAGGAUCUUAUAAAAAAGCCAUAAUUUCUGGAAGCAGCUUUGAAGAGUCUACUUCUGAAGGUUCAGAUAGUGACACUACGUUAUCAUCUAACCAUUCAGAAGAAAAUGAAAAAACGUCUUCAGACUCUGAUCCCAAAGUUAAGAAUGGAAAAACUAGAGUACUCAACAAUUACAGUAGAAUUACUCGAAAUAAGGCUGCAUUAAACAGGAAACGACAAGAACCUGAGAAGAAAUUAUCCUCCUUCCACUCAGAAGAAACUGAGCAAACAUCUUCAGACUCUUCACUUUCCAAAUACAAAAAUGUGAAAUUAGGUGAAUCCACAACGUAUUACAGGAUAAUGCAAAAAAAGGCUGCACGGAACAGAGAAAAACAAGGCAACCGAUUGCAGCUUAGAAGAAGAGGAUGCAACAGCAGAGAGUAUAAAUUAGACAGCAGCUCUGACGAAUCAUCUUGGCAUUUAAAUGAAGAAAGUGACUUUAAAAAUAAACAGACUCGUGUAUUUAGACAGAAGGCACCUAGAAAGACUGCUGCUGCAGCUGUGAACAAAAUGAAGCUGAUGAGUAACUGGGAAGAGGAAGAUUUUGGUUCAGAAAAUGAAAGUCCUAAGCCUAGCAAAAGGCAUCUGCAACGGCAAACAGAUGACAAAGGUUUAAUAAAAAAUAAAAGGGAAGGCAGUAUUGACAAUGAAGAACUGGAAUGUGAUACAUCUGAAGAGAGAGCCAGAAGUGAUCAACAACAUAAACACGAUGGAUGUAGCAGCCAAGAAAUAAUUCAUGCAAAGUCUGUUAGAGUUAUCACAAAUAAGCUGUUAAGAAAUAAAAGAUCAAAAGAAUAUUCUCAUAGUGAUGAGAGAGAAAUCCCAGUCUCUAGUAGUCAUUCUCAAACAUUUAUAUCUUCAAAUGCAUUGGAAUUAGAGAAGGACUGUGCAUCUGACUUUGAUAGUGAGGAAAGUACUGAUGCAACAAACUGCAUUUCUUCCAAAAUGGAAAAUCAACAUGAACAUGCAAAUAGCCAGUCUUACCGAUCCACAUAUAGAAAAAUUAGAGUAAGUGUUGGUUCUGAAGACAGUUUGAAGCCUGAAUGCAGUCAACAAAAAGUCGUUCCCCAAAAAAGUAAUGCUUGGUCAAAAACAGAAAAAAGUAAAGCAAAGAGGUGUAAAAACAGACUCCUAUCCAACAGUGAAAGCAGUAACUGUAGUGAAGAGUGUAACAGAAAGGUGGAUAAUAAUUCUGGUGUACUUCCACUAAGCUUUGACAAUGAUCACCAAUCAAAAAUAAAAGUUAACAUGUCUAGAAGAGCAGUUUCUAAGUCAAAUACAAGAAGGAAAGGAAUUUUGAGCUCUUCUGAUGAAACAAAUAAUUCAGAGGAAGACAAAAAGCAGGAGGAAAUGAGCCAAAGAUCCUUGCGUAACCGACCAUCAAAAACAAGAUUAAUGGAAGGUUCUGAGAAUGGUGGGAGGAGUAGUGCAUUGUGUAGAAAACUUCCAUACAGAGAAGCAGCAGCUAAAAAGAAAUAUUCUUAUUUGGAGGAAACUGACUUGGAAACUGAAAUAGAUUGUACCAACAGGAAAUCGCCUCUCAAGUCUCCUCUUAAAGUUAGUAGAGGAGAGUUCAGAACCCAGGCACCCUCAGACUGUGAUUUGACAAGUAAAAGCUUGCACUUCAAGGAGGGCCAUAUUCUGGAUGCCCCUCCAGAAAACACAUCACCCUCUGAGGGUGAGGAAAUAAUAUUCACAAAGAAAAAACAGCAAAGAAGCCGUAAACUUAAUUCAGAUUCUAUGUCUUCUGAAGUAACAUCAUCAGAGGAGGAAAUACUACCUUGCAGCAGUAAGAAAGCUUACGAAAAUGGAAAGAAAAGUAGUAUUUUGCAAUCGGAGAAGGCAGAAGUCAACAGAAAUGGUCAGCAUGAACGUAAUGUUAAUAAUACAGCUAGGAAAAGAAAAUGCUUAAAUGGUUCUGAUUCUGGAAAUAGUUUGGACAAAAGAAAAUGUGAUUUGGAAAAGUGCAAUGGUAGUGCAAAAAGAAGCAAAUUGGAUAUUGCAAGCAAUUCAGAUAUUGAAUAUAAUGAUAAUACUGAGCUGCCACCUGCAACUGUUUCCAAAAGAGAAGACAGUUUAGAAAAUAUCAAGACAUCAUCAUCUCGGUCUUCUAAAUCUCUAAAGAAAAGAAAAUGUUUGUUCACUAGUAGUAGUAGUAGUACUUGCAGCAGCAGCAAUGACUCCUGCUUCAAGCCAGAGUCUUGUAUUUCAGAUUCUGGAUCAGACUUCAGGGACAACAGUGACAGUGAUUAUAGCAUACAACAGAAUCCAAAGACUGUACGGAGAAGUAAAAGAAGACAACAGCAGUCUGCAAGUAAUAAAGGAAUAGUCUUGCGAUCUGGCAGAACAUCAAGGCCUUGAGCUCACAAUGAUGGUUGACUAUAAUGUUAUGGGCUGAAAGAAAUCCCAUAUGGGCACCUCCAUUAGUAUAGGAACUAGGGUUAAUAACAAUGAAAUGAAAUGAUGGCUGUUGAAGAGCAUAGUCAAAAAUGGUGCUUUUGUAGUCUGUGUUUAAAUACAUAAGGAGUAAUUUAAAAGUUAAGAGGUUGGAUUUGUCUAUAGAAGGAAAUUUGGAAUAUACAGUAGUCCUCCAAGAUGUGUGUGUUCACGGAGUACUUCGGCUCUUAAUUCACCCAUAAAUUGGUAAGAUGAUCAUUUGUCUUACAAUGAAAUGCCAUAGUGAAAUAUUACAGCCUUUAAGAAUGAGACUGACAUUCCUGCCCACAAGGGUAGUAGCACUGGAACUCUAUAACAAACUGCUGUGAAUAUAUUUGUUUAUUCAGGGAUUAUAUUUAUAUUUUCUGUGAAAAAGAAAACAUUUGUAGGGAUUUGACUGUUAAUGUACAGGCAUUAUUUGCCAGGUUUAAAAAGUUUGAUACUAAUGCCAUGUUGUGCCUCAUUUGGGGGCUUUAAAUCUUCAAAAGUGAGUUUGCAAGAGCAAAAAAAUCAAUUUCCCCCUUACUAAAAUAAAUAAAAUAAAAAAAAAAAACCAACACUGUGCUUUUUUUUUGCUCAUCCAGUGAGUUGUAUGUGUAGAGCAUUAACACUGUGGGUGCUAUGUAAUAUAAAUGAAUUAAACUAUUUUUGCUGGCUUACAUAAGAGUCUCUGCUUUAUUAAAACAUGUUGGGUUAUAUUAGCAACUCAGGGAUAAUUAAAAUGAAUAAUUAUGUGUUGUUUAGAACUACGUGCCUAACUAUGUCAGUCUUGUGUGAACAUUUUCAAUAUUUUUAUCAAAAAGUUGAAUAUAAAUUACUGAGUAUUCUUAAGACGUAUGCAUUUGCAUGUGUAUGGUGGGUUUUUUCUACUUUCAAAGUCUUGUAAUUUAAAAGUUUACUGUAUGCAAGGGAUUGUGCCUUUGUUCAUUCAUCUUGUAAUAUUUGAAAUUAAAAUUUGUAAUUAUU
Messenger RNA from Polypterus senegalus (gray bichir), 8082 nucleotides. RefSeq names its product bromodomain and WD repeat-containing protein 3-like. Gene Ontology annotation, cellular component: nucleus. NCBI's taxonomy places the organism in Eukaryota, Metazoa, Chordata, Cladistia, Polypteriformes, Polypteridae. The record is from RefSeq and is a predicted model, not a curated record. Gene Ontology annotation, molecular function: protein binding. Gene Ontology annotation, biological process: regulation of cell shape; regulation of transcription by RNA polymerase II; cytoskeleton organization.